Messenger RNA from Ogataea polymorpha, 566 nucleotides. RefSeq lists its product as uncharacterized. Gene Ontology annotation, cellular component: nucleus; cytoplasm; proteasome regulatory particle, lid subcomplex. The transcript has a single exon. The record is from RefSeq and is a predicted model, not a curated record. The coding region runs from base 34 to 429 and encodes 131 amino acids. Gene Ontology annotation, molecular function: ubiquitin binding; proteasome binding; endopeptidase activator activity. Lineage: Eukaryota; Fungi; Ascomycota; Pichiomycetes; Pichiales; Pichiaceae. Gene Ontology annotation, biological process: ubiquitin-dependent protein catabolic process.
GCUUGUUUGCCACAGGAGUUUCUGAUUACAAACAUGGUUCUUUCCACUCCUCUCAAAUUCAAAGCGGGCAAGGUCGACUACAACGAGGAAACCAAGGUGUACACGCCGAAUCCCACCAAGGGCGAGAUUGUGAUCAGCCAAAGCGACGAGGGAGACGAGUUUUACCUGUUUGUGUGGAAGCCGCGCGAGACGACUGUUGGCGGGGUCGAGCCGGAGGAAUUGCUGGUCAUUGCCGGCGACGUCACAUGGAAAAAGGUCAACUCGUGCAAGACGGGAAGAGUGUACAUGCUGACGUUUCUGAGCAGCGGUGCCAAAAACCUGUUUUGGAUGCAAGAAAUCAACGACGACGAGAACGAUCCAUCUAAGGAGACCGAGAAGGACAAGGAGAUUUUCCGCAAGAUCAAUGAUCUCUUCAAGGAAAGCGAAUGAGAGCAGUUCUCGAUGGCAAACUAUAUAGGAUGAAUAUUGCGCCAGACGUGGCAAAUAACAACGCGAGCCUCGUGUUUUUUCGCCGCCCCGGUGUGUCUUUUUACGAAUACAUCUAUAAUACGUCAAAAUGAGCAGUG